Messenger RNA from Iphiclides podalirius (scarce swallowtail), 1455 nucleotides. Lineage: Eukaryota; Metazoa; Arthropoda; Insecta; Lepidoptera; Papilionidae. The record is from the annotation of a GenBank genome assembly.
AUGACAAGGGUGAGAUCGCGUCAUGGUCGAUCUCAUAAGACUCUGCUUCGUAAAUCACAUGUGAAAAUUGCUGAAAAUGAUCAUGCUCGUGAUGCAGUAAUCAAAUAUGCUCUAUUUGGCCUCAAAAGGGCUAAGCAACUGCUUGACAAUGCAGAAGGAACUGAAGAAGUUUUUGAUUAUAUUCAGAAGGUGGAGGAUUUGCGUCAUUGUGAGGAUCCUUCUGCAGCUGCAGCUAUGGCAGAGCAAAAUGAAUUCACAAUUGAUCAUGUACCUGGACAUCUACUCACAUCACAAGAGGUGUGGGAUGCAGUGCUACCGCAAUUUUCACUUGAAGACAUUUUGUACAACAUCCAACGCAUCCACAAUAUGGGCUUUCUUACCAGCGAUUCCUCAACAACUGCUAUAUUGAUCUCACUUCUAAGCAAUCAAGACAUCAUCAAGAAAUCUAAAAUCACACCAAUUGCUGUGUAUAUCACUCUUUGCAACUAUCAAAAGAAGACAAGACCUCUUAAACAUGAAAAGGCUAAAGUAGCCUUGGAAAAACAACAGCGUCGCCGUACCCGGCAGAUAUUCGAUAGCAAAACUGGAUUGUGGGAGUGGACUGUAACAAGGAGACACCCUAAAGAAGUCAAACAUUGGGGCAUUGAUCAACCACCAAACCAAGCUGUGCUUAGUGCUUUGCACAAACUCAUUGAUCACACCUGGCUGCUGACUCCUCCAACAAAUGCCCGAUACCUGAUAACCUUGGACAUGAGACACCAUAUGUUUAAAGGGCGUCAUUUCUGCAAAACCUUUGCACCUCCAAGGAAGGGCAAAAAGACAGCCACCACAACGACGCCAGGUGGAGGUGGUGACGCAGAUACUGAGAAGCAAGAAAGCAAAAGGCAUUUGCUUGCCGAGUGCUUUUAUAACAAGCAUGUGACACCUGGUCACGCAGCUAUCAUUUUGGCCCUUCAAUUGCUGAAGAGAGAGAAGCAUGUAAAGAUUGCUGUAUUCACUGAGACUGGUGUGGAAGUUGUUACCAUAGAACGCAUUUUCAGCAGCAUCAAUGAAGCAGAGUUCAUUUUGAGGAAAGCCAAUCUCGGCCGUGUGCAACUGGACGCGCCCAUCGAGUGGGCGUACGCGGCAAAGGAGAAGUUCGACGUGUUCAUCAACAUGGUGGACCGCACCACCCGCUACAUGGAGCUGGAGCUGACCGCGCGCGGCGGUCGCGGCCCCGGCGGCCGUUACGGGCCACCGCCCUCGCCCGCCAAGGAGUUGCCCGACCACUGCCCGGUGCGGGCCCUCCGCCGCUACAGGGACCGCUUCGUGCGCAACGCCAAAUUGAUUGUAAUGUCGCUUGCAUCGCAUCGCGUCGCCACAACUGAUGGCAGCCAUGAGGGAGUGUUGGAUAUCGUUGGCGUCGACGAGCAUGUGCCGAAAGUUAUGGAUGCAUUCACGCUGGGCCAGUUCGAG